This is a messenger RNA of Impatiens glandulifera, 1247 nucleotides long. Its product is annotated as ER lumen protein-retaining receptor erd-2.2-like. Gene Ontology annotation, molecular function: ER lumen protein retrieval receptor activity. The record is from RefSeq and is a predicted model, not a curated record. Gene Ontology annotation, cellular component: membrane. Lineage: Eukaryota; Viridiplantae; Streptophyta; Magnoliopsida; Ericales; Balsaminaceae. The coding region runs from base 157 to 975 and encodes 272 amino acids. The transcript is spliced from 6 exons. Gene Ontology annotation, biological process: protein retention in ER lumen.
GGGUUGCCUCUUUUUGUACUAACUGCUCCUUCAAUCUUCCUUGUGCUCCUCGCUCUUCUCCAAUCCCCCCAAACAGUUUAUCGCCCUACUUGGCUCCUUGAUCGGCUCUCAUUUGUAUACCAGCAAAUAGUCAGAAAAGGAGAGAGAACAAGCACGAUGAGGCCAGGAAGAAAGCCGAUCCACGCAGUGUCGAUGUGGGUUCGGAGGCAGCCGCCAAAGGUGAAGGCUUUCCUCGCCGUGGUAUCUGGCAUGGCGGCUCUCGUCUUGCUCCGUGUCAUCGUUCACGAUCACGACAAUCUCUUCGUUGCCGCUGAGGCUGUCCACUCCAUCGGAAUCUGCGUUCUUAUCUACAAGCUAAUGAAGGAGAAAACUUGUGCUGGGCUUUCACUUAAAACCCAGGAACUAACUGCCAUAUUUUUGGCUGUUAGAUUGUAUUGUAGCUUUGUCAUGGAGUAUGACAUCCACACUAUACUUGAUCUAUCCACUUUGGCCACUACAUUAUGGGUAAUUUAUAUGAUCCGUUUCAAAUUGAGAUCAAGCUACAUGGAGGAUAAGGACAACUUUUCAAUCUAUUAUGUGUUGGUUCCCUGUGCUGUUUUGGCCUUGCUGGUUCAUCCAUCUACAUCCCAUCAUAUCAUCAACAAGAUCUUUUGGGCGUUCUGUGUGUAUUUGGAAGCUGUUUCCGUGCUACCUCAACUCCGGGUGAUGCAGAACACUAAGAUUGUCGAACCGUUUACAGCUCAUUACGUGUUUGCGCUGGGAGUUGCUAGGUUCUUGAGUUGUGCUCAUUGGGUUCUUCAGGUUUUAGAUACAAGAGGUCGUUUAUUGACAGCUCUGGGUUAUGGGCUAUGGCCUUCUAUGGUUCUUAUCUCUGAGAUUGUCCAAACCUUCAUAUUGGCAGACUUUUGUUAUUAUUAUGUCAAAAGUGUUUUUGGAGGACAACUUGUCUUGCGUCUACCCUCUGGGGUUGUGUAAUAUGGGCAGAGUAUGGAAGAGAGUUAUGAACAAUCGGAAUUUCGUGACUCUCCACUAUGUGAGUAGAGUUUGUGGAGUUUCGUAGUUGACUAUGUUCGAAAAAGGUUGAAUUAAGCAGACUGUAAAUUCAGGGUUUUUUUUUAAAAGAAACUUUAAUAUGGUCAUCUGGGACAAAAAACACUAGUACUGAUUUAACUUAUUUCUCCUUUUUGGUGAUUUCCCACAUCAAGUGACAUAUGGUUAUAUAUUCAGUGAAGAAAGUUUUUAAACUA